CGAGCGAAUUCCAAUCUUUUCAGAUCUCCCACAGAGACAGUAGGGCACCAUGUUCACUAAGAAGUCUCUCGUGACCCUCCUUGGAGGCCUGUCGGUCGCUCUGGCCCAGACUUCCUCUGAGCAAUAUCCUUCCAUUGCGGAGAUCGAAGCCGCUCAGGCUACUGUUCUGCCUUACUCCCCUGUCUCCAAUGUCCGGGGCCUCGCCUUCAAUCGCUUUGUCAACAUCUGGUUGGAAAAUACCGACUAUGACAAGGCUGCUGCUGAUGCUCACAUGUCUGCCCUGGCCAAGAAGGGUCUUCUUUUGACCAACUUCUGGGCCGUCACUCACCCCUCGGAGCCCAAUUACUGCGCUGCUGCCGGUGGUGAGACCUUCGGCAUGGACAACGAUAACUUCAACCAGGUCCCUGCGAACGUCUCCACCAUUGCCGACCUGUUCGACAUCAAGAACAUCGCCUGGGGAGAAUAUCAGGAGCACCUGCCCUACCCUGGCUACCAGGGCUUCCGCUACCCCGAGUCCGGCCCUAACGAUUACGUUCGCAAGCACAACCCUGCGAUUCUGUUCGACUCUAUCACUCAGGAUGCCACCAGACUCCGUCAGAUCAAAAACUUUACCAGCUUCUAUGAUGAUCUGAAGAGCCACCGUCUGCCCCAGCACAUGUUCAUCACCCCUAACAUGACCAACGAUGCUCACGACACCAACAUUACCUUUGCCGGUACCUGGUCCUGGAACUUCCUGUCUGAGCUGCUUGAGAACGAGUACUUCACCAAGGACACUCUGAUCCUCCUCACUUUUGACGAGAACUCGACCUACAAGCUUGGCAACAAGAUUUACAGCAUUCUGCUCGGUGGUGCUGUCCCCAAGCACCUGAUUGGCAAGGAGGACAACACCUACUACAACCACUACUCCGUGAUCGCUUCCCUGUCUGCCAACUGGGGUCUGCCCUCCCUUGGCCGCUGGGACUGCGGUGCCAACCUGCUCAGCUUUAUUGCCGAGAAGACCGGCUACGUCAACUGGGAGGUCGAUACCAGCAACCUCUACCUCAACCACAGCUACCCCGGUCCCCUCUCCACCAGCAGUCACACUCCUAGCUGGCCCGUUCCCCUGACCAAGGGAUCCUGCUCUGCUGGUCACGGCAUCCUGACGGCUGUCCACGAGACCUACAAGGACUUUGCUCCUACCUACAACUACACCAGCCCUGUCCCUUACGAUGCUGCGAGCAAGACCAACAUUGGUGUCAAGUACACUCGCAAGCUGAGGAACGGCCACGUUGAGACUCACAUCACGCAGUAAAUAUGUUUCAGAGAGCCGCCUAUGAGCCAGGCACAUGUAUAUAAUCAUCAGUUGUUAGAAACAUCCCAGAUGAAUACUGUAG
Molecule: messenger RNA, 1373 nt
Organism: Aspergillus novofumigatus IBT 16806
Lineage: Eukaryota; Fungi; Ascomycota; Eurotiomycetes; Eurotiales; Aspergillaceae
Product: putative acid phosphatase
Exons: 3
Coding region: 50-1291 (413 amino acids)
Biological process (GO): phospholipid catabolic process
Molecular function (GO): hydrolase activity, acting on ester bonds
Source: RefSeq, a predicted model, not a curated record